Vespa velutina is the source of this 8820-nucleotide messenger RNA. RefSeq names its product nipped-B-like protein A (gene Nipped-B). Gene Ontology annotation, cellular component: Scc2-Scc4 cohesin loading complex. Gene Ontology annotation, molecular function: chromatin binding. Gene Ontology annotation, biological process: replication-born double-strand break repair via sister chromatid exchange; establishment of mitotic sister chromatid cohesion; establishment of protein localization to chromatin. The transcript is spliced from 4 exons. Bases 1014 to 7973 code for a protein of 2319 amino acids. NCBI's taxonomy places the organism in Eukaryota, Metazoa, Arthropoda, Insecta, Hymenoptera, Vespidae. The record is from RefSeq and is a predicted model, not a curated record.
GCAACUUCCGCUAACUCGCUGCUGAGCAAAAUGGACGCCUUUGUGUCUGUUUUCUUCGUAUUCGCACUAUAAAUACUGUUUUCCCCGCGAUGCACCACCUUUGACAUGGCGAUGUUUACGCGGUGCUGUGAAACAUGUAAGUGAAAGUCGUGAGGUGAUAUUCAGUUCGGUGCAUAUCUUUGUGAUCGUUGUAAAAGCGCAACCAUCCAAGUAGGCCACAACCACGGAUUGACAAUUGAGUGGAUAUCGUCUACGGGGAAAAGUUUUUUGCUAAAAGGCUUGACACGGUCAAACGUAACGAUUUGGAGAACGCGCGAUAAACGGAUACAUGUUUGUCUACGAUUAAAAUUGAUGCUCAUGCAAAUGUGUUCAUGCUGCCCGCCAAAAUUAUAUUCCGCAUAGUACAUUCGGGAGCAUAAAUAAUCGUCGCGAUUGCUUGGGCGGGCUUUCGCGUUCGUUUGGAAAAUUCUGCUGUCUCUAAACAUCAUCCAGAGCUCAUGUUAUCAUAUGUAUGAUGUUGGAUGGUAGACAUCCAACGAAGAAAGGGAGAUCGUAUGCAGCACUACAAAAUGAUUAUAAUUUUAUAAAGAAUAGGACAAGGGAUUGAUAAUCAUGGAUCGAUUAUUGGAGGACCCACGUGCUUCAUCAAAGUUUGGUUGAAAUUUUCUUUUACAUCAUGGGAACUUAAAAGAGACUUUGUUAAGUUCCCAAUAUAACUUUAGUGUUAGUGUUCUCUGACAAGAGUUAGAUACUAUUCCGUUUAAUAGUAGAAUGUGUUGGAACGUUUAGGAAAUGCAAGUACAAAAAUAAAACAGCAAUGAUUAGUUUGGGUAUAUGUGGCAACAGUGCUGCAUUUAGAUAUGUUCUGUUGUCUUACAUCUAUAUUAUAUCGUGAGUAGAACUUUUAUAUGAUGUUAGUGCAGUGCUUCAUAUAUUGGAUUGUUCUAUGAAUCGAGGGGGGAAAGACAGAAACACUGGAAUUGAUUUUGAAUCUAUUUUUUGUCCAGGCUGUAAUGCCAGAACAAAUCAAAUUCAAAAUGAAUGGGGUUAUUCCGAGUGUGCCAAUUACUACCCUCGCUGGUAUCGCGAGUCUCACUGACUUGUUGCCUGAAAUGCCCCUACCAACGCCGCUGCCCCAAACUCUGACAAACAAAUCUCUCCUGUUUCAUCCAAGAGUGGCAGAGGAAGCACAAAUAUUGUUAAGUGUUCGAGAUGAAAAUUUAGUGCCCCAGUUAAUAUUGUCCCUGUCACAAACUUCGUCGGAUCAUAUUGAACUGAAGGAUAAUUAUGCUAAUACUGAACAACCCUUGGAAUCAGAGCAGAAUACGCCGGAAUUGCUUAAAGCAAUUCUCCAGAUAAAUCCACACGUGUUCAAAGGACCUCAGUAUAAUUCUCCAAGAAAUUGGUCUCAGGGUACACAGCAGAUGCAUUCUAAUCAAUCACCAGCAAAUUAUGGCCGCUUUUCACCAUCUUAUUCAAAUUCUUCAGGGUCCAGGCAAACGCCUCAAGGUAGUCCUGCUCAUCCUGCUGCAGCUAGGACUGUACUCCCACCACCUAGUGGUAUCUCUCACGCGCAGCAUCCACGAAUGCCAGUUACACCUCAAAAUCAUGCAGAUAUUUCACAAAUGUCUCCUUUUGCCGUGCCUUCUCCAUCUCCUAGAGGAAACGUUAUGACGGAGCAAACGAGAACAUCGACUACGCCACAGCAUGUACAGGAUGACUCCAAUUGUAUAAAUCCUCUGUCGAAUAUAGCUCCCCAACCAAAUAUGUAUUCUCCGGCUCAUAUGAGCUCACCCAAUACACCUUUGACAUCUUUGGGUAAUGUAACGCCUCAGCAUCAUAACAUGGCUGGUAUGACGCCGCAACACAAUAUGCACAUGACUUCUCCAAUGCGUGCAAACAUACCUGUUCAGCAACAGCAAACUAUGAACAUGCAACAGAAUGUUUACGAUCCAACGAUGAAUCAACAAGUACAUCAUCCGUUGCAAAGUAAUGAGCAUAUGGAUAUUAAUAGCAGUGUUCAAGCUAAUCAACAGUUUUUACUCGAUCCAGUAACUGGCCUUCCUGACAUAGAUUUACCAAUAGAGAAUAUUGAAACAAAACAAAGCAUGGAUAAUGCUGCACAAGAUUUAUUGUCAGGUUCACAGACCACGUCAUAUCAAAACCUUCAUAAUGUUAAUGUUGUUAAUACUUUAGAUCAUACUAAUAUAAUGCCAAUGCAGCAUCAACAAAACAACAAUUCUGACAAAAUGUUAAAAGUGCCCACUACACCAACAGAAAAAAUGAAAGAACCUGUUGUUAUGUUGAAUAGAUUAUCUAUAGAAGAUCAGACGCUUAUGCAGAAGAGUUUAGCUGCAUUCGCUGAGAAAUCUCCCAGUCGUGCUGCAAGGAUGGGAAUAACCAAUCGCGAUGAUACAAAGAGUGAUUCCGAAAGUGAAGAAGAAAUUGGUAAAAAUAAUAAAUAUUUCAAAGCGCGAGCAAAGGAACGUCAGGUUCAGAGAGAAAAGGAAAGAGCAGAAAGGAAGAAAAGCGAAGAUAAAAUUCGUAGGAGAAGAAGGAUAUUGGAUGACGAUGAUGAGGAUGAAAAGAAGGAAGGCAUAUUUACACCAACAAAACCGAAAAUAAGAAAGGUGGAGAAAAAACUAGUUCCAGUUUUGUCUAAAUUAAGUGUAGAAGAGUUAAUGGAAACUAAUACAUACCAACGAUUUAAUUCGACGAUAGAGACCAUUUUUGAAAAUACAGAAGAUAUUGCAACCAACGCCGAGUUAGAGGAAGAUGGUGAUGUGCCUCCAGAAUUGCUUAUUCCUAAAUAUCAAUUACACGAUUUAUGUACCGAAGCGGCAAAAUUAAAAGCUUUAGGAGCAAUGGAGUCUAUUCCAGCGGAUAGAUUGGUUAGAUUGCUAAAUAUUUUAGAGAAGAACAUUCGUGACGGAGCUCGGGUAUCACCGUUGGCAGAUCCCGAUGACGACGUUGACGAAAGCAGGCUGUGGAUGCAGUUGGCCAUGGAAAGGGUACAACGUGCCGUAGACGCAUCACUGAUAUCGUUGCACAUUAUGACAUCAAGUAAUAUGCCCAAGACAGUUUAUUUGGAAGAUGUAAUCGACAGAAUAGUUCUUUUCAUGAAAUUUCAAUUGCAAAACACCAUUUAUCCUUCAUUUGACCCUGUUUAUAAAAUAGACACAAAAAACAAGACUGACAAUUAUAAUUCUAGCGGACGUAAAAAAAGGGGCCACAUGAAGGAAGUUCGCGAAAAGAGCAUUCUUCAAGUUUACAACAAAAUGCACGAACUGGUUGGUCUCCUUGCCGAAUUAUUAAAUAUUCAAGUGUUAACGGAUACCAGUGUCCUUCACGCAUCCACGUUAGGCGUUGCACCGUUUUUUGUUGAAUCCGUAAGCGAUCUUCAAUUAAGCGCUCUUAAGCUUGUCACCGUAAUAUUUACCAAAUACGAAAAGCAUAGAAGAUUAUUGUUAGAUGAUAUUUUGGCGUCAAUAGCGAGACUACCUAGUAGCAAAAGAAGUUUACGCACAUAUAGGCUAAACUCCGAAGAUCAUAUACAGAUGCUAACUGCGUUAGUAUUGCAGCUUAUCCAAUGCGUCGUGGUAUUGUCAGACAGUGUUGUACCGCAGACAAAAGGAUCUUCAAAGGACGAUGAAGAGAAGAAGGAAGAAAAAAAGGAGGAAAAGAAGGAGGAAAAGAAGGAAGAGAAAAAGAUUAGCCAUGUCGAUGCUGAUGUUCUGAUUAUAAAUAAGUACGAGACCGCCACUAGAAUAGCUGGUAAUUUUUUAACUGUAUUUUUAAACAAAUGCGGAAGCAAAGGAGAAGAAAUUGAUUAUAGACCAUUAUUCGAGAAUUUUGUACAGGAUCUAUUAGCUACAGUGAAUAAACCUGAAUGGCCUGCAGCGGAAUUACUUCUUAGCUUGCUUGGAAAUUUAUUGGUUGGACAUUUCUCGAACAAAAGUUCGGAUAUGUCGCUUAGAGUUGCUUCCAUUGAUUAUCUUGGAGUAGUUGCAGCUAGGCUAAGAAAAGACGCGGUCAGUUCCCAAUGUAAGCUGUCGACGAUUGAUCAGAUUAUAAGAGACAUCAAAUUGGAACAACAAAAGGAUGCCGAUUAUGACCAAGUCAAAGACAAGGAAAUCAUAGGAUUGAGCGAGGAUGAAGAAAGGACGGUCUUUUUACAGAAAGUACUUUUAGAUUAUUUGGCCGUUAACGGUACGAAGGAUUCGGCAUUGGUAUACGCUCGACACUUUUAUUUGGCUCAAUGGUACAGAGAUUGUGCGGUAGAGAAGUCACGCGUAGGACAAUCAAAGAAUAGUCCGACUAAGAAGACGCAUAAAAAGAGAGCGAAGAAAAAGAAUAAACAUCAUAGUAGCGAUCAGGAAAGUGAUUCGGAAGUUGAAGAUCAGGAUGCGGAUGAAAAUGACAAUAACGAGCAGAAAAAUUCAGAAGCUUAUAGACUUAUAGAGGAAAAAAAGAAAUAUAUUAUUAGCAGAAUUAGACCGUAUAGUACGGGAACUAAGCCAGACGUUUUACAAACCUACAUAGAUUACAAUUCGGCCGAACUCAUUUCUCAAUAUCUUGCAUCAAAGAGACCAUUUUCCCAAAGUUUCGAUCGUUAUCUCAAACAAAUACUUCACGUAUUAACAGAAUCAUCCAUUGCAAUUCGAACGAAAGCCAUGAAAUGUUUAACGAUGAUCGUUGAAGCCGAUCCAAGUGUACUUGCGAGAGUCGAUAUGCAACUCGGAGUGAAACAUUCGUUUCUCGAUCAUUCAACAUCGGUAAGAGAGGCUGCUGUCGAUUUAGUUGGAAAAUUUGUAUUGAGCAGACCAGAAUUAAUAGAUAAAUAUUACGACAUGUUGCUAGCGAGAAUAUUGGAUACAGGUGUCAGUGUUAGAAAACGUGUAAUUAAGAUAUUGAAGGAUAUCUGUAUGGAGUGUCCAGAUUUUCCAAAAAUCCCAGAGAUUUGCGUGAAGAUGAUCAGAAGAGUGAACGAUGAAGAAGGGAUAAGAAAACUAGUUAUGGAAGUUUUUCAAAAUAUGUGGUUUACUCCUGUAAGAGAAAGACCUACUCUUGAUUCGGAAUCAUUAUUAAGAAAAGUAAUGAAUAUCACCGAUGUUGUUGCGGCUAGCAAAGAUAUGGGCUUGGAAUGGUUCGAACAACUGCUGGUAAGUUUGUUUAAACCAAAGGAAGAUAAAGAUGAUAGCACGAAAAUGCAAACUGAACCUCCGAAGGCAUUGUUAACGGCAUGCAAGCAGAUCGUCGAUUGCUUGAUAGAAAAUGUUCUUAGGUUAGAGGAAACUAAUCUAGGUGACGUAGGUAAAUCCGAAAAGAAAGGAUCGUCACAGCGACUGGUCGCUUGUUUGACUACGUUAUAUCUCUUUGCGAAGAUCCGACCGCAACUUUUGGUUAAUCAUGCGAUCACCUUACAGCCUUAUUUAAGUUUAAAGUGUCAAACACAAGGGGAUUAUCAAAUAAUAAGUAGCGUUGCGCAUACUCUCGAGUUAGUAGUACCAUUGAUGGAACAUCCCAGUGAAACGUUCUUAGCACAGCUAGAAGAGGAUUCGGUUAAAUUAAUUCUACAACACGAUAGAUCGGUCGUAGCGAGUUGUUUAUCGUGUUUAGGCUCUAUAGUGAACAACGUCACGAGGAACUUUAAAUUAAUACGUGACUGUUUUAAAAAAUAUUACGGUCAUCUGACGGAGUACAAAUCGUUAUACGAGAAAGAUCCGGCGAAUCCAAUGCUAUUGAAAUAUAGGCCAUUUUUCAGAAGAGCAUUGUUCACAGUCGGCUUAUUAUUGAGGCAUUUUAAUUUUACCGAUCCGGAGGUCAUCGAGGGUUUGGCAGAGAACAUAAAGGAUCAAGUAUUUGAGACAUUAAAUUACUUCGUCCAUCAAGACAACGAUGAUAUACGUCAUUUCACUUUAUCCGCUAUUGGUUCUCUUUGCAUAAGACAUUACGAAUUCAUGUUGGUUCCCGAAUUGAAGGAGCUUUAUCAUCAUUUGCUUACGUCGGAGAACGCUCUGGUUCACAUGAGAAUACAAGUUUUAAAUAAUAUUGAAAUAUAUCUUCAGGAGGAAGAAAAGAGAAUGAUAAAACAGGACUUGGAAUGGUCGAAGAUGUCAAAACAAGAGAACUUGAAGGAAAUGGGCGAUGUUUCCUCGGGAAUGGCUAGUACCGUCAUCCAGCUUUACAUUAAAGAGAUAUUGGAAUCUUUCUUACAUGCGAAUAUAAGCGUUAGACACGCUGCUCUUAAAGUUAUACAACUGAUUUUGACUCAAGGUUUGGUGCAUCCUGUGCAAAUAGUACCCUAUUUGAUUUGCAUGAGCACGGAUUGUGAGAAAGCCGUCAGUCACAGCGCGGACAAACAGCUGCAGGACAUCGAGAAGAAGUAUCCUGGUUUCAUCCAUAUGAAAUCACAGUUUGGUAUAAAACUAAGUUUUCGAUUACAGAAAAUAUUGCAGAAUGAUAAUACUGUGAGAGGUAUGCGAAUUAAAGAGGGUGAAUUUCCUGGUGCACUCAAUGGUUUUCUAUAUACUAUAUUAAGGAAUACGAAACAACAGAGAAGGGCGAUAGUCUUGUCCUUUUUAAAACAAUUCGAUGAGAGCGCUAAGACAAGUUUAUCUCAAAUGUUAUACUUGGCUGAUAAUCUUGCUUAUUUCACAUAUCAGGUACAAGACGAACCGUUAUUCAUCAUCCAUCAUAUCGAUAUUAUCAUAUCGAUGUCAGGUACAAAUUUGCUGCAGUCUUUCAGAGAAGCCUUGCUGCCUAAGGAAGGAAACAGUCAAUCGACGUCGCAUCAUCAUCAUCACCAUCAUCAUCAUCAUCAUCAUCAUCAACAACAACAGCAACAGCAGCAGCAGCAGCAGCAACAACAACAGCAGCAGCAACAGCAACAACAACUACAACAACAACAGCAACAACAACUACAACAACAACAGCAACAACAACAACAACUACAGCAACAACAACUACAACAACAACAAUUACAACAACAACAACAUUUGCAGCAGGUACAGCAAGAGCAGCAGUUGCAGCUCCAACUGCAGCUGCAGCAACAUCAGCAACAACAACAACAGAAUCAACAGCAGCCGCAACAUUUGUUGCUGCAAGAACACCAACAAGAUCAGCAAAUGAUGCAACCGCCUAUGCAGCCGAUAGGAAUGGUAGGAUCAAGCGAGCAGCCUCGUUCUGAAAUUAUAUUGUCUCUGGUAGAUGAGGAAGACGACGAAGAGGACGAAGAGACGAUCCUAGCAAGAUUACCAGGUGACACAACUUUGCUCCGAGAAUACAUCACAGCCAGUCAAGGUUUUCUUUUGCUCCUGACAUUGAGGCAACAUCUAAAAGAUCUUUAUGGUUUCUCCGACGCGAAGAUCGGUCAAUAUUCGCCAUCGGAAGCGGCCAAGGUUUAUGAGAAAGCUGUGAAUCGUAAGAAUAAUCUUUUGUUCAAACCUAAAGCUACGUUACAGAGGCUGAAGGAAGGUGUAAGCAAUGCUGAACUCGACGCCGAGGGUAGAAAGAAGUUGGUGAAGGAGUAUUUGGACUUUAAACAGUUAAUGUUGAAGUACGAUCCCGAAGAACCAGACGAAGGAGAGGAAGGAGAUACCAGCGGCAAACAAUGUAACACGGAUAACAGUCAAUCACCAAGGAUACCCAAUCCUGAGGUUGAUAAUAAACUUAUCGAUAGUGCAGUAACAAGCAAUUCUUUUGGAAAUGUUCAGUAUCAUCAAGCAAAUAUGAACUCGUCUAUCGAGCAUUCGAACAACUCGAUGAACUCAACGAUAACGGCGUCGACACCGACGUCUCCACGUGUACCCAAACUUACUAUACAUCCGAUGAAUCCUGACAUGAAGGAACAUCGUAAGCAUCGCGCGCACAAGACGGAAAAGGUGAAGAAACAUAAGAAGAAGAAAAGGAGAAGAAUCUCCGAUAGUAGCGAGAGUGGGGAAGAUUAUAGUGACCCUGAUUUUCUAGUGUGAGUGCGGUGGUAUCGGGACCUGCGUGUACAUAAAGUCAUAUUCAUUUCGAAAUUUUUAGAACAUCAAAGGGGCAAGGGACUGUUCUGGUAUCUAUAUAUAUCUAUAUAUAUCUAUAUCUAUAUAUAUAUAUAUAUACACACGUGUAUAUAUAUAUAUAUGUGUGUGUGUGUAUAUAUAUAUAUAUAUAUACAUACAGAUAAACAACAAACAUACAUAAACAUACAUAUAAAUGUAGUUAUACUUAUAUGUAUAUAUGUAUAUCAGAUCAGAUGAUUUUUAUCGAUGAUACCAGUGCUGCUCUCUGGACGCUCAUAAUGGCGCAAUGAACUUUCGUUAGGUGAAAAAUGAGAUGCUUCUGUAGAAGAGUACUAAAAGGAUGUACUGUAUAAAGUGAGAGAAAGUGAGUGAUAGAAAUAGAGUAUGAGAGCGAGAGCGAGAGAGAGAGAGAGAGCGAGAACGAGAGAGUGAGAAAGAGAGAGCAAGAGAGAGAGAGAGAGUAUGAGAGAGAGAGAGUGUGAGAAAGAGAGAGAGAGAGAGAGAGGGAGAGAGAGAGAGAGAGAGAGAGAGGGAAAGAGAGAUGGUGGUGCUGUGGUUACGUGUGCGAGAAAUAUCUUCGAUGCGAGCGAUUACAAUUUUGAAGCACACUCGUCGUCACUCGGCGAGAUUAGAAUUAUAUUAUACUAUGUUCUGCUAAAAGCAUUAAAUUUAGGAUCUCUCUCCGAUGUGAGACAAAGACGUCCGGGUUGAUUCGAUCGAAAUCGAAUCAUUAUCUUAUUUUUCAUUGUCUGUCUCAUACAUAUGAUGUAUGGUUUUUAACGAUGAUCUUAAACAUAGCAAUGAUUACCAA